Molecule: messenger RNA, 258 nt
Organism: Phytophthora sojae
Lineage: Eukaryota; Oomycota; Peronosporomycetes; Peronosporales; Peronosporaceae
Exons: 2
Coding region: 1-258 (85 amino acids)
Source: RefSeq, a predicted model, not a curated record
AUGUAUCUGCAACCUCUGGAGCAGGGCAACCUGAACCACACUCCGGUGGCCUCGCUGGGCAAUCGAUCACCUGCAGAGCUGUUUACGGGUCUUCGCCGGUCCACUCCGUUUGAACCGGUGAUCGACAUACGUGAGAAGCGACGUCUCGCCAACAUGCAGCGCUCCAAGGACUCGCCGUGCAACUUCACCUUUGGUGACUACGCGCUUUGGUCUCGCAUCGACCAGAGACUUGCGGUGAACAAACUACUGGCUAGAUGA